AUGAACGACUUUUUGCGUCACAAUCCUGCGAAGUUCAAUGGCAAUGCAACUCCAGAUGAAGCGGAUGACUGGAUUUGCAACCUUGAGAAGAUCUUUGAAGCGAUCGAGUGCACUGAGGGGCAGAAGUUAGUGUUUGCUACAUAUAUGUUAGUGGGGGAAGCUGAGUAUUGGUGGCGUGGGGUGCGGAGAGGUAUGGAUACUCGAGGGGAAGUUGCUACUUGGGAAGAUUUCAAAGCUAGAUUCUUGGAGCAUUACUUUCCGGCUAGCGCUAAGCAGCAGCGAGAGUCGCAGUUUCUGGCUCUUCAGCAGGGAAGUAUGUCCGUGCAAGACUACAAAGAGAGAUUCGAGUAUCUGGCUCGUUUCUAUACUCAGAAUAUGAGUGAGGAUUUGAAGUGUAGGAGGUUCGAGCAAGGAUUGUAUCUGGCUCGUUCCAGAGGCAAGCAGCACAAGAAACCGUAUGAGAGGCCACAGCAGUCUAGGCCAGGUUUGUUGAAGUGCUUUGAGUGCGGCGGAAAUCACAUCCGAAGAAAUUGCCCAAAGCUGAGUGACGUCAGGAAGGAGGUUAGAACGUGUUUCACAUGUAACAAGCCUGGGCAUAUCUCUCUUUAUUGCCCUGAGAAGAAGUCAUUUGGUGGAACGCCUCAGAAGUCAACUAAUGGUGGAAAGCCGCAGGCUGCGGGCAGAGUGUUUGCCAUGUCGGGAGCAGAAGCCGAGAAGUCAGGUAACCUGAUACUUGAUACUUGUUCUUUGUUUGGCAGAAAUGUGCAUGUCCUGUUUGAUUCGGGUGCAACGCACUCGUUUAUAUCAUUGUUUUGUGUGGAGAAUCUUGGACUCUCUAUGUUUGACUUGGGGUGCGAGCUUGUUGUCUCUACUCCAACGUCCGGACAAGUUUCAACUAGUUCAGUCUGCGUUGGGUGUCCGAUCGAGGUGGCAGGUCACAAGUCUUGA
Vigna radiata var. radiata (mung bean) is the source of this 948-nucleotide messenger RNA. RefSeq lists its product as uncharacterized. Lineage: Eukaryota; Viridiplantae; Streptophyta; Magnoliopsida; Fabales; Fabaceae. The coding region runs from base 1 to 948 and encodes 315 amino acids. Gene Ontology annotation, molecular function: aspartic-type endopeptidase activity; zinc ion binding; nucleic acid binding. The record is from RefSeq and is a predicted model, not a curated record. The transcript has 2 exons. Gene Ontology annotation, biological process: proteolysis.